CCGGAGAGGUCAACCUUGAUCACCUUGACGAUGGCGGUAGUCCUUGAUUUGAUUCGCGUGACGGAGGCGGCUCUUGACCACGAUGAAGCCGUGGCUCAUGUGACCCAUGAGAGCGCUGGCGGCAUCUCCACGUUUAUUGGAACCACCCGCGAAGACUUUCAAGGAAAGAAGGUCGUGCACCUCGAAUACGAAGGGUACGUGCCGAUGGCCGAGAAAGAGUUGCGAUCAAUAUGUACAUCAAUCCGGGCAACGUGGCCUGGCGUGGUGGGAAUCGCCGUGUUUCAUCGGCUGGGGGUGGUCGCCGUCAAGGAAGCGAGUGUCGUGAUUGCCGUGUCCUCACCCCAUCGACGGGAAGCGCUCGAGGCCGUGGCGUAUGCCAUCGACACGCUCAAAGCCCGCGUCCCGAUUUGGAAACUGGAAAAGUACGAAGGCGACGAUCGCAUGUGGAAGGAGAAUCCAGAAUGGCGUCAAACGAUGGUGCCGAUGGCGGCGGCGAUCGAAUAAAAACCAAAAUGUACGCCUAUCACUGUA
Messenger RNA from Aphanomyces astaci, 531 nucleotides. RefSeq lists its product as hypothetical. The record is from RefSeq and is a predicted model, not a curated record. Bases 31 to 504 code for a protein of 157 amino acids. Gene Ontology annotation, cellular component: cytosol. Gene Ontology annotation, biological process: Mo-molybdopterin cofactor biosynthetic process. Lineage: Eukaryota; Oomycota; Saprolegniomycetes; Saprolegniales; Verrucalvaceae. Gene Ontology annotation, molecular function: molybdopterin synthase activity. The transcript has 2 exons.